Molecule: messenger RNA, 589 nt
Organism: Gamsiella multidivaricata
Lineage: Eukaryota; Fungi; Mortierellomycota; Mortierellomycetes; Mortierellales; Mortierellaceae
Exons: 2
Coding region: 1-258 (85 amino acids)
Source: RefSeq, a predicted model, not a curated record
AUGUCCAAGCCCUCCUACUUGCAUUUGGAUGGCGGCACCAGUUAUCCAGCCGCUUAUCUGGCACAAGGAUCACAGACACAAGGCCCGGCUGGUGCGCUAGAGCAAAUAUUCGGAUACAUGCGGUUCAACGGGUUUCGAUAUGGCGUACUAUCUACCUACACCCAGACUUGGUUUAUCAAGAGAGUCAAGGAGCAUGAGGACGACAUCUUAGUCUCACCUACAAUCCAAUUCGAUGGCAGAGAGCCAACAUUACUUUAGUGUUACUUGUGGUUGAUCAGGACGGCAGCCAUGGACGAUGAAUGGUAGCCGGACAGUUUCGAUAGUCCUACGGUUGACAACAUACUCACAGACAAACAGCCUGAAGACAGGGUUGCGAAACGUGAUCACGACUGGGAGCCAGGACCUAGCUGAAGCUUUGAACAAGGAAUGAAGAGAAUUUGUACGCGAAGCAGGUAAGAAACAAAUAGGUUGAUGCAUUCCGGUUGGAAAGGUUUUUUUGAUCAUAGAUGAUUAACCGUCCCAUACUAGGUGGUAAUACAGUGUCAGAGAACAGCCAAGAGCCACGAAACGAGAGCUUACCGAUUUCCCC